This is a messenger RNA of Coniosporium apollinis CBS 100218, 2070 nucleotides long. RefSeq lists its product as uncharacterized. The record is from RefSeq and is a predicted model, not a curated record. Gene Ontology annotation, molecular function: protein tyrosine/serine/threonine phosphatase activity. Gene Ontology annotation, biological process: nuclear DNA replication; protein dephosphorylation. NCBI's taxonomy places the organism in Eukaryota, Fungi, Ascomycota, Dothideomycetes. The coding region runs from base 1 to 2070 and encodes 689 amino acids. The transcript is spliced from 5 exons.
AUGGCAGCCGUAAUAGCAAGAGCGCCCGCGAUUCAUGAACGAGCGUCGACUCCACCUCCACACCUGACACUGAACACCUCGUCGAGGGGCACACCAGCUGCGGUUCCUAAUAAGCAUAUACCAAUAUGCUCUCCAGGUCCAAGACCUAUCCGCGGCCUUGAAACACCGCCAGCCUCUCCACCAACGAAAAACCCGCUCGAGACUUCUACCAUUACUUAUCCGCCAGACACCUUCGCUCGCCUUGUUGAAGAUCCGCCCGUAUACUCCAUUGAUGCAAACACAGUGGCCAGGGCUUUGGAUCAGGUAGCCACACAACCGCUUCCAGACCCGAAGCUGGUAUUUCCCUGGCUUCAUGGCCUACAUGCCGAGAACCAAAUACAACUGGCUUUCUUUGUCGCCAGGCGGAAGGCAUUGCGGAGGGUACCGAAGUGUAUCCGAGGGAUCACAGUUGUCAAAGCUGGGGGAGACCUGAGCUCAUCGAAACUGAAAGGGGCAAUAUCGCCUGCGGAGGUGCUUCUUGCCGAGACCGGCUGCAACGACUCUGGCGAGUUCUUGGAGUGCGACCCGAAGGAUGGGUUCUCGGUUCGGAACUUUCAGAUACAGGCUUGCAAGAUGGCUACCGUAUCGGACAUCAUCGUCUACGGUGAUCAGCAGACCUCGAAAGACGACGUGUCACGGCUAGCAAAGCGAAUAGCACGGGCACAGAAGGCUUGCAGGGAGAAGCACGCAGUAUCCGGCUAUGAUAUUGGCUUGUUCAAUACGUUCGUUGUAUCGGAUUCAUUCGACGUGUUCGAGCGGGAACACAAGGACCUUGUGGCAGUGGAUGCGAAGGGUGUCAUGACUGGCAACGUAAUGGACUUUUUUUACUGGGAGCGCCUAGAAAUGUGCAGCAUGUCCAAGGCCUCGGAGAUCAGCCAAAAUGUCUUCCUUGGUCCCACACCAGAUUCCACACUCGAUCCAACGCUAGUCAAUGAGCCAGGGUUUGACGUGACGAUUGAAACAAGCGACCUAGCACAGGUUCCGGAUUCACGGUCGCUGAAAGCUAUGCGCCAGGUCCUUGUGGGCUCGGAGAACGCGCCGGUACACCUCGAGUUCCCGUCGUCGGGCAGCAUCAUGCCACCCACCUGGUCGCAGGCUGAGGUUGACGGGCUCAUGGAGACAUGCCGGUGGAUCUAUGAGAUCGCAAACCCCGAGGUGCCCAGUGAUGCACCGGUGGAGAAAGAUAGCGAUGGUGACAGCAUUAUGCUUACUUCUUUGUCCAAGCCGAAACGGAUACUUAUACACUGCACGGACGGAUACACUGAGAGCUCGCUCCUAGGCCUCACAUACUUCAUGUAUGCCGAAGGUUUAACGGUUCACGAGGCGUGGGUACGGCUACACAAGCAGAAAGGCCGGAACUUCUUCGCCUACCCAUCCGAUGUCGCGCUCUUGACGAGCAUUCAGCCGCGGAUCCUGCAGGAAUCUCCUCGCUGGCGAGGCGAUGUGCUACAUCUUCAGGAGCCGAAGUGGCUCUCCCGCAUCGACGGCAGUCUUCCCAGCAGGAUUUUGCCAUACAUGUACCUUGGCAACCUCAACCACGCGAACAACCCAGAUCUUUUGAAAGAGCUGGGGAUUACGAGGAUAUUGAGUGUUGGCGAGCCGAUCUCAUGGCCGCAGAGCGUUCGCGAGCAAUGGCCAAGUGAGAACAUGCUCUUCAUCGACCGGGUGCAGGAUAAUGGUGUCGACCCCUUGACGGAUGAGUUUGAUAGGUGCCUCGAAUUCAUCGAACAAGGCAAGCUCGCCAACACCGCCACUUUGGUCCACUGUCGCGUCGGCGUGUCACGCUCGGCGACAAUCUGUAUCGCGGAGGUCAUGAACGAGCUGGGCUUGUCAUUUCCUCGAGCAUACUGCUUCGUCAGAGCAAGGCGUCUCAACGUCAUCAUACAACCGCACCUUCGCUUCACUUACGAACUCAUGAAAUGGGAUGAAUCUCUGCGCUUGAAGCGCGGCCAACCGCUACGACGCGAACUCGAAUGGGCAACUGUAGCCCGCGAGAUCGCACUCAUGAACAAACCUUACUCACGACAGUGA